AUGGAAUCAAUCUCAGGGAUAAGUGAUGAAGCCAGCCAGUCUGAAGACAGCGAGCAUGGUACCAGUUGCCACCCCCUCAUCACUGAUACCAUCAACACGGGCCAGAUACCUGCAGAGGUCCGCCAGGCCGCCGUGUGUCACUGCCAGAGACUGCUGGACGGGGCCUGGUGGCGACUGACUGCUGACAGCAUCAGGAUGACGUCACUUGGCGACGGUGUGGCUCUCAGUAACUACAUCUACCUCUGCGAACUACCAGACCACAUUCCGGUAGAGGGCUUUGAACCAAGACAGGCCCUGGUAAGGUUUUACGGAGAAGUCAUCAAAGAGGACAUUCAAGGCGUAAUCCAGAAUUCCGUUAUAUUCUCUAUACUGGCAGGUCUGAAGCUAGGCCCACAGCUGUAUGGUCUCUUUGAUGGUGGAAGAAUCGAAGAAUACUUACCGUCCCGGUGUGUUAGAGAAAGUGAGAUGCGUCUUCCAAGCAUUUCAAAGAGAGUGGCAAAGCGCUUGGCCCAGUUUCAUAACCUGACCAUGCCGAUAUGUAAACCACCGUUUUGGUUUUAUGAGUGCAUAGAAAAAUGGUUACCAGUAGUACCCCAGCUUCUCACAUCAGGCUCUGGCAACAGUUUCCAUGCUGAGCACCUCCGGAGGCUGGGAGAGAUGGACUUAGGGACAGAAUAUGCAGAUGUUAAAGAACUAGCCAGAAGUGUCAGGUCACCUGUAGUUUUCUGUCACAAUGAUUUAAACAGAGGAAAUAUUCUUCUUUUGGAUAACAGUGAAGAACUGGUGUUCAUAGACCUAGACUUCUGUAGUUAUAAUCACAGAGGGUUCGACAUUGCCUCGUAUUUCAACGAAUGGUGUGAUUACCAGAAGAUGAAAAAGUUUCCCGAGUGUCUGUCUACAUAUCCUUCCAGGGAACAGCAGUUAGAAUUUUACAGAACCUAUUUGACUGCCAGUGGUAUAGAUCUCGGUGACAUCGAGGACGAGGCAGAGUCUAUGAUACGAGAGGUCCGAGUUUGGGGCACGUUGGCACAUUAUUUCUACGCACUCUGGGCUCUGAAUACUGUGGGGAAGUGUAACAUUGACUUCCCUUUUAUCGAGUGGGCCGUGUGUAGGUUGGAAACCUAUUUUAAGUGGAAGGCAGAACUUGGAUGAUGCUUGAUGCAAGCCACGGUCUAAGGGCAAACC
This is a messenger RNA of Lingula anatina, 1185 nucleotides long. RefSeq names its product ethanolamine kinase 1-like. Gene Ontology annotation, cellular component: cytoplasm. Gene Ontology annotation, molecular function: ethanolamine kinase activity; choline kinase activity. Lineage: Eukaryota; Metazoa; Brachiopoda; Lingulata; Lingulida; Lingulidae. The record is from RefSeq and is a predicted model, not a curated record. Gene Ontology annotation, biological process: phosphatidylcholine biosynthetic process; phosphatidylethanolamine biosynthetic process.